This is a messenger RNA of Mesorhabditis belari, 249 nucleotides long. The record is from the annotation of a GenBank genome assembly. Lineage: Eukaryota; Metazoa; Nematoda; Chromadorea; Rhabditida; Rhabditidae.
AUGCGGCACACCGUCCUUCUCGAGCAAUUAAAGAGAUACGAUCGUCCGGGUUUCGUGUUGGGUGAUUGGUUGUGCAAGCCGUGGUCACCUCCGAAUGAGGAGCUGGAUGAGGAGGAGACUGAUGAAGAACCGGAGACAACAACGCGAUCGAGAAUCCAUCACGAUAAGCAUCGUGAGAAGAACGAGAAGAACGAAAAGAAAUCGUCUCCAAUGAUCGAUCACGACGAAUUUCAGUUCAUCACCUUGGGA